Messenger RNA from Myotis davidii, 1765 nucleotides. It is a transcript of the gene PDXP, whose product is annotated as pyridoxal phosphatase. Gene Ontology annotation, molecular function: pyridoxal phosphatase activity. Bases 45 to 704 code for a protein of 219 amino acids. The transcript is spliced from 3 exons. Lineage: Eukaryota; Metazoa; Chordata; Mammalia; Chiroptera; Vespertilionidae. Gene Ontology annotation, cellular component: cytoplasm. The record is from RefSeq and is a predicted model, not a curated record.
GUGAUGUCUCCAAGACAGUCUAGUUGGAAGGUCCUUCCUUCUAAAUGAAACAACCCUAUUUCCUGCAAGGCCCCGGGGUCCCAGAGACACCAUCUGGAGCUGAGUCUCCUGCUGGCCCAGGAAGGCUGCGGGCUGCGGGGNUGCGCUUGGCCGGGGACCCCGGCGAAGACCCGGGCGCGGCCCCGCGCGUACGUGCCGUGCUCGUGGGCUACGACGAGCACUUUUCCUUCGCCAAGCUGCGCGAGGCGUGCGCGCACCUGCGCGACCCCGACUGUCUGCUCGUGGCCACCGAUCGCGACCCGUGGCACCCGCUCAGCGACGGCAGCCGGACUCCUGGUGAGCGCGAGGGUGGGUGGACGACCUGGGCUCUCACCUCCCUGCCUGCAGGCACUGGGAGCCUGGCUGCCGCAGUGGAGACCGCCUCCGGACGCCAGGCCCUGGUGGUGGGCAAGCCCAGCCCCUACAUGUUCGAGUGCAUCACGGAGCACUUCAGCCUGGACCCUGCCCGCAUGCUCAUGGUGGGCGACCGCCUGGAGACCGACAUCCUCUUCGGCCACCGCUGUGGCAUGACCACUGUGCUCACGCUCACGGGCGUCUCUCGCCUGGAGGAGGCCCAGGCCUACCUGGCAGCCAGCAAGCAUGACCUGGUGCCCCAUUACUAUGUGGAGAGCAUCGCAGACUUAAUGGAUGGGCUGGAGGACUGAGCCCACCUGACCUGUAACCGCAGCCCCACCCCUGCCCCACCCUGAUCCCAUAGAUGGAGGUGACGGGCCAGGAGCUGCAUUAAUUGCCACUGGCUCUCCAGCCCCAGUUUCCACACCCUGGAAGGGCUGGGACCCAGGGAAGGUUUUAGGACCCCUGUACCCCCAGGGGUGGCUGAGCACACUUGGCUGCUGCCCUUGCCGCACUGGUUUGCCCUGGCAUGACCCAGCCAAGGUGGCCUUAUUUCCUGUGACUUCCCCUUGUUGAAAUCUGGGCCCUCAUGGCCACUGAAGAUUUCCCCCAACCCUGAGCUCUUAACUUCCUCACCUCUCCCUAGGGCCUCCAGAGCUCUACCUGCUCCCCAUGUCCUGGCCGUGGGCUCCUAUUGACCAAUCAGAGGUCUAGGUAACCACAAACCGUAUUGUCCCGAGCCCUGAAUGGACCAAUCAGAAGGCUAAGUCAUAGUGAUUCAUUGAUGUUGGGUUCUGAGUAGACCAGUUGGGAGCCCAGGUAACAAUGACCCUUUGAUGUUCUGGAGCCUGACUGGACCAAUCAUAAGGCUAAAUGAUAACAGCCCUCUCAUGUCCUAGACCCUGGGUAGACCAGUAGUGCAGGUAAUAAUGACCCAUGGGUCUUUUAGGUCCUGGAUAGAACAGACGUCAGAGACAGUGGUCUCUUGACAAUCUUGGUCUGACUGGAUGAGCCAGGGGUCCAGGUUUCUGUCGAUAUAAGGUCCACGUACUAAAGACACACCCUCCUCCCCCCAUCAAGACUGCUAACCAGGGGCCACUCAGUGGCUCUGCGGGCUUCUGUAGCCCAGAGCCCACCCCCACCCCCGCCGAUCAUGGUCCAGUGUUAAUGGUGGCCACAACUCGAGUGGGGACGCCUGUGCCCCUCCCUGUGCCGUCAGUGUUUGCUGUGCCACUUCUCCCCUGUGCCCGCCUGUUAUUUAUUUAUUAUCAUGUGCCAGUGAUGGUGGGGGUGGGGGCUGGGCUUUCCCUGCCAUCUCCGCCCCUGUUGUGACUAGUCCUCCCGGACUUAAUAAAGUGCGAGUGGGAGUGUC